AUGGACUCCCUGAGAGGGCCGGCCAGGUCCACCGUGGUGAAGACGCUGAGAGAGUACCUGGAGGUGGAGUGGGAGGUGCGUAAGGGGAGCCAGCGGAGCUUCGGGAAAGACGUGAUGAGGGGCUCCAGCCCCCGAGUUCCUCAGCAGGACAACUUCAGCGACUGUGGGGUUUACGUCCUGCAGUACGUGGAGAGCUUCUUCGAGGAGUGGAAGCUGCCUCCCGUCUGUGGCCGACUGGAGCUUUCCCCUGAUAUUUAUAUCGACUGUGAGGAUCCGGUUAUCGUAAACGUGACGACUUAA
This is a messenger RNA of Menidia menidia (Atlantic silverside), 300 nucleotides long. The record is from the annotation of a GenBank genome assembly. NCBI's taxonomy places the organism in Eukaryota, Metazoa, Chordata, Actinopteri, Atheriniformes, Atherinopsidae.